This is a messenger RNA of Sphaerulina musiva SO2202, 1715 nucleotides long. Its product is annotated as histone deacetylase. Lineage: Eukaryota; Fungi; Ascomycota; Dothideomycetes; Mycosphaerellales; Mycosphaerellaceae. The record is from RefSeq and is a predicted model, not a curated record. Bases 13 to 1623 code for a protein of 536 amino acids. The transcript has a single exon. Gene Ontology annotation, molecular function: histone deacetylase activity.
GACCACACCAACAUGGCAUUCUAUUCAGCGUUUCCAGGCAAUGGAGGCUACAAUCCUCGACCCACGAAUGAGAUAGUGCAAGCAUACCAAUCCCCCUCCUCCUCCUCGCCCAACCAGACACCAAACUCCGUCUACGACCUUCCCCCGCCAAAUGCCUGCGGCCGCGACCUCACGCCAGACUAUACUACUGAAGAUGAAGAGUCGCAGUUUGAGCGAGACACAAAUGCAAAGAUCAUGAAUUUGGUGGACCGCUAUGGCAUACAGAAACCACAGGGCACAAGCGUGUCUUUCCACUACAACAGCCGCGUCGAGGAAAUGCACUUUGGCAGAACACAUCCCAUGAAACCCUGGCGCUUGACUUUGACCAAGCAUCUGGUGUUGGGCUUCGGCUUGCAGUAUACCAUGGACACAUAUGAAUCUCUCCCCGCUGGCAAAGACCAGGUCUGCCAAUUCCACGACGAAGAAUACGUCGAAUUCCUCUCAAAAGUGUCGCCUGAAACGUUUAAGAAGCUGUGCCAGGAACCACGCUUUCAGAGGAAGAUUCCACACCCACACGAAGGCGAUCACGUCGAACUCGGUCCAUAUAACCUGUCUACUAGCCCAGGUGCUGACUGUCCCGUGUUUGAUGGCAUGUCUGAGUAUCUUUUCCUCUACACGGGCGCCACUCUCUGUGCCACCCAGCAGCUAGUUGCCGGCAGUUCUGACAUUGCUAUCAAUUGGUCCGGGGGCCUGCAUCACGCACACAAGAAUGAAGCAUCAGGGUUCUGCUACAUCAAUGACAUUGUUCUUUCCAUUCUUGACUUGCUCCGAAAGCAUCCACGUGUCUUGUAUAUUGACAUUGACGUCCACCAUGGAGAUGGCGUCGAAGAAGCAUUUGCAAGACAGCCGCGCGUCAUGACACUUUCAUACCACCGUUACGGUCCAUAUGACGACACUGGCCACAAGUUCUUCCCAGGCACAGGUGAUCUCACAGACAUAGGCACAAGAGGCACGCCCGGCGAAAGAUUUGCCAUGAACGUGCCUAUUCCGUCUGGGAUCGAUGAUCGUCAAUAUGCCCUCCUCUUCAACUCCAUCACACGCUCUACCAUUGAAGCUUUCAAUCCAUCCGCCAUCGUCCUGCAAUGCGGCGCUGACAGCCUCGGAGGCGAUCGCCUUGGUCAAUUCAAUAUCAACAUCAAGCAGCAUGGCGAAUGCGUCCGCUUCGUCAAGUCUUUCAACAAACCGCUUCUCUUACUUGGGGGAGGUGGUUACACUGCACGCAACGUCGCUCGUGCUUGGACACAUGAAACUGCUAUCUGCACUUCCAAUACUCUUCCUGAUCAGAUCCCCAUGGAUCUUAUACCACGACCUCAGGCUUUCAAAGGCCGACCUCAUGGUGACGGCAAGAUGUAUCCAAGCUUCGACCGACUGCACAAGAACGAGUGUAGAGACUCAGACCUGGAGUACCAGAUCAAGUUUUGCCAAGAUAAUUUGAAAUAUGUCGCGAGGAGCCCUUGGGUCAAGAUGGAGCAGUAUCCAACAAACUCCAGGAUGGAUGAGAUCAUGGAGCAGAAGGACCUGGAGUUGAGUGCGAAGAAGAGGAAGACAUUGGAGAGGAACCCUGCGGGGAGAGGGGAAUACUAGGUGGCCGUAGCAUUGAGGUUAAAAAGGCGCUAUAGGAUAUACCCCCUGGCGAUGAUUGUUUCUUUCUGUAGAUGAACAAUGCUUAAUACUGC